AAAUAGUCAGCAAGAGAAGCAGAACUGUUCCCGUGCUCCUAAGCAAUGAGGCAGUAGCGUGGGUGAGUGCCCUUGUCGCCAAGAGACAUGAAGCUGGAGUAGCCGAAGUCAACAACUUCUUGUUUGCACGGGAGUGACUGUUUAAGGGCAUAUGCAGAUAAGGCUGGCCUUGACAAUGCAUCCAGCAUCCAGUCCACCAAACUCCGUAAACAUGUAGCAACUGCAUCGCAAAUUCUUGCAUUAAAGGAACAUCAGCUUGAAACUCUAGCCAACUUCAUGGGCCACGAUCUGAAGCCACAUCGCGAAUACUACCAGUUGCCAGAUACUGUGCAGCGGGUCACCAAACUAUCCAGACUUUUCCUGAGUUUGGAGAGGGGCAACCUGUCUUCCCAGCAGGGCAAAUCCUUGGACGAUCUGCAUGUAACUGGAGGCUUCACCAGUGAAGAGGACAGCAGCGACAGUGGGGACAGCAGUGACAGCAGUGAAGACUCCUGCGAUGAAUCCGUCGAAAACGGACAGCUUCCUGGUGUUGCUGCUGCAUCUCGAACAAGGGAACCCUCUCCGCCAUCGAGACGAGUGAAGCGGCGUCCCUGGACUACAGCGGAGAAGACAGACGUCCAAGAAGGCCUGCGCAAAUUCUUCCAGUUGAGGAAAGUUCCUGACAAGCUGGACAUCGAAGCAGCUUGCACUGUGGCACUGCAGACCCGUACUUGGAGAAACAUCAAAGACUUUUGUCGCAACACUAUGAAGUUGUAGGCAAAUUAAGUUAGGAUACGCCACACCAGCCAUUCUCUCGAGACAUUAUACCACAUUGAUGCUGAACCCUAUAGUAGUAGGUCAAAACAACCAAAAACCUGUGAGUGUUGUCCUCGGUGUUAUAGGCUGCACUCACAUGGACGAGAAGUCCUCCGUCUGAUAGUUUGGAAAGUAUGCCCUCCAUCUGCAGUGUCUACGUGUACAUGUGUGUGUGCGUGUGGGGGGGGGGGAAUGUUCCCCCGGUCCAUCCCUGUGACUACGCCCCUGGUUUAUGGAUGGAUAGAUGGGUGAGUUAGUACCGCUUAAACUUCCUCAUCCCCGCGACACCGAUACUUGGCGAAUUCAUCAACCAAAAAC
Messenger RNA from Acanthaster planci (crown-of-thorns starfish), 1113 nucleotides. RefSeq lists its product as uncharacterized. NCBI's taxonomy places the organism in Eukaryota, Metazoa, Echinodermata, Asteroidea, Valvatida, Acanthasteridae. The record is from RefSeq and is a predicted model, not a curated record. Gene Ontology annotation, biological process: DNA integration; DNA recombination. Gene Ontology annotation, molecular function: DNA binding.